This is a messenger RNA of Eptesicus fuscus (big brown bat), 1584 nucleotides long. It is a transcript of the gene TXK, whose product is annotated as TXK tyrosine kinase. NCBI's taxonomy places the organism in Eukaryota, Metazoa, Chordata, Mammalia, Chiroptera, Vespertilionidae. The transcript has 14 exons. The coding region runs from base 1 to 1584 and encodes 527 amino acids. Gene Ontology annotation, biological process: adaptive immune response; integrin-mediated signaling pathway; tissue regeneration. Gene Ontology annotation, molecular function: non-membrane spanning protein tyrosine kinase activity; protein binding; ATP binding. The record is from RefSeq and is a predicted model, not a curated record.
AUGCUCUGCUUUUCAGAUAACACCAUCCAGUCGAUUUUCUGUUGCUGCUGUUGCUGUUCCGUGCAGAAGCGGCAAGUGAGAACACAAAUAAGCCUGAGCAAUGAUGAAGAACUCUCAGAAAAAUACAUUCAGCCUCGCAGGCAGUGGUUCAGUGAAUUGAGAAGUAAGAAGCAAUCCAGCAGGGGCCGUGUGCAACCAUCAAAACGCAAGCCGCUGCCUCCCCUCCCGCCCACUGAGGUUGCUGAAGAGAAGAUCCGAGUCAUGGCACUCUAUGAUUUUCUGCCCAGAGAGCCCUGUGAUUUAGCAUUAAAGAGAGCAGAGGAAUACCUGAUCCUGGAGAAGUAUGAUACCCACUGGUGGAAGGCAAGAGACCGUUGGGGGAAUGAAGGCUUUAUUCCAAGCAACUACGUGGCUGAAAACAAACUAACCAAUUUAGAAAUUUAUGAGUGGUACCAUAGAAACAUUACCAGAAAUCAGGCAGAACGUCUUUUGAGACAAGAGUCCAAAGAAGGUGCAUUUAUUGUCCGAGAUUCAAGACAUUUGGGAUCCUACACCAUUUCCGUGUUUACAAGAGAUAGGAGAAGCAUGGAGCCUACCAUCAAACAUUACCAGAUUAAAAGGAAUGACUCAGGAGCGUGGUACGUGGCUGAAAGGCACCUCUUUCAGUCAAUCCCUGAAUUGAUUUGGUAUCACCAGCACAACGCAGCUGGUCUCAUGUCCCGUCUCCGCUACCCAGUUGGGCUGAUGGGCAGCUGUUUGCCAGCCACCGCUGGUUUUAGCUAUGAAAAGUGGGAGAUAGAUCCAUCUGAGUUGGCUUUUGUAAAGGAGAUCGGAAGCGGUCAGUUCGGUGUGGUCCAUUUAGGUGAAUGGCGAGCACAUCUCCAGGUAGCUAUCAAGGCCAUCAACGAAGGCUCCAUGUCUGAGGAGGAUUUCAUUGAGGAGGCCAAAGUGAUGACGAAACUAUCCCAUUCGCGGCUGGUUCAGCUCUACGGAGUGUGCAUCCAGCGGAAGCCCCUCUACAUCGUGACGGAGUUCAUGGAGAACGGCUGCCUGCUGAACUACCUCAGGGAGAGGAAAGGGAAGCUCAGGAAGGAGAUGCUGCUGAGCAUGUGCCAGGACAUAUGUGAAGGGAUGGAGUAUCUGGAGAGGAACUGCUUCAUUCACAGGGACUUAGCGGCAAGAAAUUGUUUGGUCAGUUCUACAAGUAUAGUAAAAAUUUCGGACUUCGGAAUGACAAGGUACGUUUUGGAUGAUGAAUACAUCAGUUCCUCUGGAGCCAAGUUCCCAGUCAAGUGGUCCCCUCCGGAAGUUUUCCAUUUCAACAAGUACAGCAGCAAAUCUGAUGUCUGGUCAUUUGGCGUUCUGAUGUGGGAAAUUUUUACAGAAGGGAGAAUGCCUUUUGAAAAUAAGUCAAAUUUACAAGUUGUGGAAGCCAUUUCUAAAGGCUUCAGGUUGUACCGCCCUCGCCUGGCACCAAUGUCCAUCUACGAAGUCAUGUACCGCUGCUGGCAUGAGAAACCUAAAGGCCGCCCUACAUUCGCUGAGCUGCUGCGGGUUCUCUCUGAGAUUGCAGAAACUUGGUGA